AACGUUUGAUGAAAGAGGCUGCAGAACUCAAGGAUCCUACAGAUCAUUAUCAUGCACAGCCUUUGGAGGAUAAUCUUUUUGAAUGGCACUUUACUGUUAGAGGCCCUCCAGAUUCAGAUUUCGAUGGAGGGGUUUAUCACGGCCGAAUAGUAUUACCACCUGAAUAUCCCAUGAAACCACCCAGCAUUAUUUUACUAACGGCCAAUGGCAGGUUUGAAGUGGGGAAGAAAAUUUGUUUAAGCAUCUCAGGGCAUCAUCCUGAAACAUGGCAGCCUUCAUGGAGUAUAAGAACAGCUUUACUAGCCAUUAUUGGAUUUAUGCCAACCAAAGGUGAAGGAGCAAUAGGAUCUCUAGAUUAUACACCAGAGGAAAGAAGAGCUCUUGCAAAGAAGUCACAGGACUUCUGUUGUGAAAUGUGUGGCACAUCUAUGAAGACAGCCCUCUUACCACUGACAUCUGGAAGCGUGUCAAGCCAGGCCGACAAGGAAGCUAAAGAACUUGCCAGACAAAUUAGCUUCAAGGCAGAAGUCAAUUCCUCCAGGAAGUCUGAUGCUGGACCCUCAAACGUGUCAGGAUUGAACCACUCUGCCACUUCCCGCGAGCCCCAGCAGGAUGGUGCAGCUCGAGCAUUCCAGGAUCCAGCAAGUGCAACGUCUGAAACUCAGAAUAGCAGGGCAGCGGCCAGUCAAGAGCAUGCUCCACCCGUGUCCACUAACACGUCUCUGAGCCCUCGGCAGCGCCGGGCCCAGCAGCAGAGUCAGAGACGGGCUCCUUCUUCAACUGACUUUAAUCGGGUCCAGCAACCACGAGUCAACAUGAACCACACUGGAUCAACUGUUCUGAUUGUCCUCCUGACUUUUGCAUUGGCAGCCCUUAUAUUUCGUAGAAUAUGUUUGGCUAAUGAGUAUAUAUUUGAGUUAUAAAGUUGCUUGUCGUAACAGCAGUGACGCAGAUGCUUCUUUGAACAUUCUGUAUGGAGUAUGACAUGAGAACUGUUUACAAAGA
Molecule: messenger RNA, 1005 nt
Organism: Apaloderma vittatum (bar-tailed trogon)
Lineage: Eukaryota; Metazoa; Chordata; Aves; Trogoniformes; Trogonidae
Gene: UBE2J1
Product: ubiquitin-conjugating enzyme E2, J1
Exons: 7
Coding region: 9-923 (304 amino acids)
Source: RefSeq, a predicted model, not a curated record